AUGCCGUCCAAACGUACCCGAAUCGCAGAAACCGUAUCCGAAGAGCCGUUGCCAAAACGAGCUCUCAGAUCACAAGGCAGGCCACCUUUCGACUCGAAAAAGGAAAAGAAGGUAAACACCACAGCAACGAAAAAUGCGCCCAAAAAGGGGCCGCAGCCGGAAACGAAAGGAAAUACCUCCCAACGCGAAACAGAAGAGGAGUCUGAUGGGGGUCCUUCCUAUUGGCUUAUGAAAGCGGAGCCGGAGACCAGAAUGGAAAAGGGCAAAGACAUGAAGUUCUCGAUCGACGACUUGAAAGCUUGCAAAGGACCUGCAGGCUGGGAUGGAGUGAGGAACUACAGUGCGAGGAACAACCUGAAGGCAAUGAAACAGGGGGAUUUGGCGUUCUUCUACCACAGCAAUUGUAAAGAACCAGGUAUCGUUGGAAUAAUGGAAAUCGUCAAAGCCGCCACACCAGACGAAACUGCUUUCGACCCCUCCGAGCCAUACUACGAUCCAAAAUCAUCAAGGGAUAACCCGAAGUGGUUUCUUGUGCACGUGGAGUUCAGGCGAAAACUGGAGCGGCAGAUUGGACUUGCCGAGCUGAAGACCUACACCCAAGGUGAGCUGUCAGAGAUGCCGCUGCUCAAGAUGAGCCGUCUGAGCGUGUCACCUGUCCCGAAAGCUUGCUGGGAUUUUAUCAUUUCCCUGGAGAAAUCGCUAUGA
This is a messenger RNA of Morchella importuna, 705 nucleotides long. RefSeq lists its product as uncharacterized. Lineage: Eukaryota; Fungi; Ascomycota; Pezizomycetes; Pezizales; Morchellaceae. Bases 1 to 705 code for a protein of 234 amino acids. The record is from RefSeq and is a predicted model, not a curated record. The transcript has 4 exons. Gene Ontology annotation, cellular component: nucleus.